AACUUUAUUUACACAACACUGGUGCACACGGAUCAUCAAGCAGGGUUGUCCUUCAGUGCAGCUAACCAGCUAGCCUGAUCUACGGCUCAUUGUCGCAGUUCUCGUAAUAACAGCUUCUUAAAGGAGAAUAGACCGCGCUGAACGAUGGCGACGAGGAUUUGGCCUGUUAUGAAACUGGCCACCAAGGUGACCAUUGCAGGAGGAGCUGUCUAUGUUGCCUAUGACUCUGGUCUCUUGGGGAACAGUGAACAGGGCUCAGAGGCUCUGCAGAAGGCCAAAGCAGUAAUCCCACCUGCCAUGGAGGAAUGGAUGAAGUACUUUGGUGUGGAGGCUCAGCUUCCAACCAUACCUAAGAUUGAGUUCUCUCCUGUUGACGCGUGGAAUUCUGGCGUACAGUGGACGAUUUCAAAUCUUUCUGAGGCCCCGACAAAAGCCACUGAAUACACAAGUCAGGGGCUGCAGUACUUGAAGGACCUCACAAAGUGAACAUGAACUCUCUGGACAGCCUCACAUUAUCAGUCCUUUUGACUUUUGCACUUCAGAAUGACAUUACUUCUUCAAAUGUUGAACCCUGCCAUAAGAAUGAAGCAACACACAACAUCAAAGAAAACUGCUAGAUUAAAAGAUUAAAAGCAAGGAGGCUACUCUGCUGAAUGGGUACUGUGGUUUUCUAACUUGAUAACUUUGAUGGGAGAUGUACAUAAUGGAAAGGAAAUUUUAUUUUUAAGAAGGCAAUCUUUCAUUUUGUGUAUACCUCAAAAUUGUGUAUACCAAAUAGUUGCUAUCGGCACUGUCCAGCAGAGUGUUAUUCUGCCCUCACCUUGCCCAAAAAAUGUUAAGAAUAUCUGUGUGUGUAUAUAUAUGCAAUUUCACUAUUUGUGAGCAAUAUAUCAAUCUUAAAACA
Molecule: messenger RNA, 904 nt
Organism: Neolamprologus brichardi
Lineage: Eukaryota; Metazoa; Chordata; Actinopteri; Cichliformes; Cichlidae
Gene: micos13
Product: mitochondrial contact site and cristae organizing system subunit 13
Biological process (GO): cristae formation
Cellular component (GO): mitochondrial crista junction; MICOS complex
Source: RefSeq, a predicted model, not a curated record